AGCUCAAACCUGUGUUGUGGGUCGGGUGCCUCUGCCUGUGCGUGACAAACGGCACAGGUUUCUGUUUGGUUAAUACUCGGUUUGUUUUUCUCUUUUCAGUCUUAGCUUGAACAUACUUUUAGGUGUUUCCGUUUAUUUGUUUACGUCUUCUUCUUCUUCUGCUGACGACGAGGAGGACUUCUCUUUGAACUCAAUAUGCAGCUCACAACUUUCACUAGCCGAUAUUCAGUGCACACGAGUGGCUGACAACAGUGGAGGACUGUGUUUUUGUUUAAUGAAACAUUUGAAGAGGAGACACCUGCUAACUACACCUGCCUGCAUACCUGCUGUGGACUCCGCGCUGCUGCAUCGCUUCUCUGCUCCUGCUUCAACAUAAUGCAGAGGUCGGGAAGAAAAGCUUAAAAACAACAGAUUUAAGAAGAAGAAAGCUUUUUAUUCAAGCCUUUUUUUUUUUUUUUUUUGGUUAAAAGAUGGAGUUAAGGAGUCUCGCGCUGCUUUUGCUAAUUGUGGUGUGUGUUCAGAGUGUGUUCGUGGAGCCUCCUCAGCCCGCCACCUCUCUGCUCUCUAUGGCCGAGAGUCAGACCAGACUGCCCUGUCGAUACCAGGUGGAGGCAGGGGAGAAGGUGGUGCAGGUCACCUGGUACAAGGACCUCCCGGACGGCAGCAAGGACAUGAUCAUUACCGCUCACUUCACAGACGGGCGGAAAGAGUUCGGGCGUUACGCCGGCCUAGUGAGGUUUGAGGGAGGGACUCCCACGGAGAACUCGGCUCUGCUCAUCCCCAGCACAGAGGAGUCGGACGAGGGCAGCUACACCUGCCACAUCUCCACCUUCCCCAACGGGAACUUUGAGCGGCAAAUCUCACUCACCGUCUGGAUUUUACCCAUCUCGUCCCUGGAGCCGGUUCUCCUGGUGGAGGGCCAGUCGUUCCGUUUGGCCGCUUCCUGUCGAGCUGUAGGCCGCCCGCCUCCCCGCCUCUCCUGGGACACCGACCUGCCGGGACAGUCUUCGAACCGCACCACUGCGGGCGGCUCCGUGUCCAGCUACUACUCGCUGCACCCUCUGCGCAGCAUGAACGGGAAGAAGCUGGACUGUUUGGUGUGGCACCCCGGACUGGAGCAGCCACGCAGGCUCUCCAACAGCCUGGUGGUUCAAUACCCUCCAGAUGUCACUAUCUCUGCUGGUACAGAUGACUGGUUUGCAGGUUUGGAGCGAGCCGAGCUGAUGUGCGGCAGCGGAGGAAACCCAAAACCUGACAACAUCACCUGGACACGGAGAGGAGGAGCUUUGCCGGACGGGGUGUCUGUGAUUGGCGGGAGACUUGUGUUUGGGCGGGCCCUCCUCCUGAAUGACAGUGGGGUCUAUGAGUGUGUGGCCAGGAACAACGUGGGAAAAGGAAAAACAGAGUCAUUGACAGUAACAGAGAAAUCUCAACAAAAGUCACUCUUGGACAACCAGCUGCUGAUCAUAAUUGGAGCCUCAGCUGGAGCUUUGGUCAUGGUGCUGAUCAUUGUAGUCCUGCUGGUCAACCGAUACCACCGACUCCGUAACGAGAAGCUCGAGAGGCAGCUCAGUGAAAAAACGGAGGAAAUGAACAGCUUCUCCAGACAAGCAUCCCUCAGAAGAAUCAAUUCUGUGAGCACAGACCCCAGAGUGCCGGCGGAAGAUUACGCCAUGCUCAGAGUAGAUAGCCGAAUGAAAAACAGUGAAAUGUCUCUGGAGCGGCCCAUGUACAAAGGCAGCCAGUCCACUCUGGGUGGGAAGUGGGGGCCUGCAGGAGGGGUGGAGGUGGAUGAACUGGGGCGCCCCGUCGUCUGGCACGACGGCAGAGAGAGCCUGCGAGUAGCGGAGAUGGACGGAGAGAAGGAGGAGCGCAGGAGGAGGGUGGAGUCGUACCUGAAGAGCAGCAACAUGUCACUGGACUCAGGUCUGCCCUCUUCCCUGGUUCCUCUGAAGGCCCAGCAGGAAGACGGCAUCGAGCCCAGAGAACCAGAGCUGGCGCACCCCAGGGAGGGAGAGUCCCCGCCUGAGGAGGAGUGGGUAAACAUCCAGCCUCCAGAGGAGGAACGAGAUGAUGGCGAUGAUGAAGACAGCAGCUCCUAUCAGAUCUCUGAGGCGCUGACAAAUCACUUCUACUACAGUAACGGGGUCCUGAGGCCCAGACCACACUCCAAUGCCAUCCUGCUGCACCCCAGAGGACAGAUCAUCUAGAGCACAGACUCUUAUCCAAAACAUGAGAGAGGGAGAGAGAAGUCGGUCUGCAUUCCUGCACAGAGACCUCAAUGUACAGCCGUUGUGUUGUGUGCACAGCGACCGCAGUGGGUAACUUACCCAAAAACUAGCCGAACUUUGAUUAUUUUUCACCUCAGUUUUUUGAGUUCACAAACACUAUCCAAUCAUUUAAAAUUGUGAAGUUUAAUAUUAUUGAGGCAUGUUGUACCUUUGGAAGCUCACAAACAGUUGAGAUUUCUGAAAGCAAGAAAAAUCGGGGAAUGAGGAGGAAAGAGAUAUGACGAUGAUGCCACACCGCAGAUAGGAUCAAGGUUGUUGCUCAUGGUCAUCAAUCAGCCCUAUGAUUAGAUAUCUUCUAAUUUCAUUUUUUUUCUAAAAUCCACUGAUGGAGAAUUAGAUGCCAAGCAACCUCUUCCUUCCACUUACUGUAAGGAUAAAGGGCCCUGUUACAAUGUGUGUACCAUAAAACGUUGUAUCCACUGCUUUUGCUAUCUUACAUAUGGACAUUUUUUUUUUUUUACAAAAGAGGUGUUCAAAAAUCCUGCCAACUUAAGAGUUCCUUGUUUACAUCAAAGACAUAUCCAAUGUGUUGACAAGUUAAGGGUUAAAGGUCACAUACUAUACUAAUUUACAAAAUGUUUAAAUAAGUCUCAGAGCUCCCCAAAAACAUGUCUGUGAAGUUUCUUGUUCUAAAUCCACU
Molecule: messenger RNA, 2931 nt
Organism: Labrus bergylta (ballan wrasse)
Lineage: Eukaryota; Metazoa; Chordata; Actinopteri; Labriformes; Labridae
Gene: nectin4b
Product: nectin cell adhesion molecule 4b
Biological process (GO): heterophilic cell-cell adhesion; homophilic cell-cell adhesion
Cellular component (GO): adherens junction
Source: RefSeq, a predicted model, not a curated record